AUGGUCGGUAAAGCAGAACAGGCCGCUGCCAUUCAUUAUCUCCAAUUCGAAAUCCAAUGGUCCAGUUUGGCCCUCCUCUUCUUUGACUACGCUUUAACCUUCCCGAUGGAAGUCAAAUACAUCUGGGGAUCCAAAUUCCGCCUAUCAACCGUUCUCUACAUCUGGUGCCGAUAUGCGUUAGUUGCGAACGUACUCUAUCUUCUCGCUAUUGGGAAUCGGCUUGGUAAUAAGUUAGUAGUCUCCUUGAGCUUGCGCUGUGACGCUUGGUAUAAGUUCGUCGGGGCACUCAGCGUCCUCGGUCGUGCUGCUGUCAUCGUCGCAUUCUCUGCUAGAACCUAUGCAAUAUACAACCGAAACCGAUGGAUCCUAAUCUACUUCUCAUUACUAGGACUAGCUUGCAUCAUUCUUGACGUCCUACAUGUACCCGAUCUCGCCUGCAUCGCAAAACCGGAACCUAUCCGUCUCGGGAACGCAGCGAGUGGAAUCUUAGCCGCGUUGAUGGUCAUUUUUGAAUAUUCGUCUGCUAUUUUGACGAUAAUCCGAUCUGUCCAAGCGUUUCGAGCGGGCGGCCCGUGGAGUAACCAUAAAGGAGGAUUUUUGUAUCUCAUAUUUGAACAAGGUGUCUUUUAUUUUAGUGUCGUAUCAUUGACCACAACAUGCACAUUAGUUCUCAACUUUAUUCCCGCUGCGUCUUUACAACGUACACAGACAGGUGUUUACGCUCAACGCGUCUUAAACGCCUUCACUCUACCGCUCUCGUGCCUGCUAACCGCACGUUUCCUCCUCUACCUCCGACAUUGGGAAUUCAAACACUCCCACAACAUUAACACCAACAACAACAACACUCAUCACGUAGACCACCAUCAAACCCACACUACAUCCUUCCGGGCCGCACCGGCACCGGGGGUACUAUCGACGAUUAUAGAUCUGGAUGAUUUUGGUUUGGAUCCGAGGGUUACGCUUAUGGGAAACUCGAACUUGGAGGACUCCAAUACGGAUUUGAACUCGGAUUCAAACUCGGGUACGAAUACUGAUAUGGACUAUCAAAUGUCCCCGAUAUCAUCAAUAAAGAAAGAAUCUCGAGCUUAG
Molecule: messenger RNA, 1089 nt
Organism: Marasmius oreades (fairy-ring Marasmius)
Lineage: Eukaryota; Fungi; Basidiomycota; Agaricomycetes; Agaricales; Marasmiaceae
Exons: 14
Coding region: 1-1089 (362 amino acids)
Source: RefSeq, a predicted model, not a curated record